Molecule: messenger RNA, 1212 nt
Organism: Malania oleifera
Lineage: Eukaryota; Viridiplantae; Streptophyta; Magnoliopsida; Santalales; Ximeniaceae
Product: probable phytol kinase 3, chloroplastic
Exons: 6
Molecular function (GO): kinase activity
Source: RefSeq, a predicted model, not a curated record
UUUGGACAACGGGCGGAACAGAGUUCGGUAGUCCAAUUCGGCUGCGCCGUCUUGAGCCCGAUUCCUUCUCCGGCGGCGGUGAAAUCAGUCGUUUCUUUGUCGGAUUCCGAGCAGGGAAGUCUCGAACGGGCCGUCGGAUUAAUUUCGACUUCCUCGUCGGCCUUGAUGUUCCCGGAAAACACUCUCGCUGGCGACGUUCUUGCCACAGCCAUCUCUGGCUGCGUCGCCUUCUUCUUUCUAUGGUUGUGGGAAGAAACCGCCAGACGUGGGUUCUUCGACCAGAAAUUGAAUAGGAAGCUUGUGCAUAUAAGCAUAGGACUAGCUAUCAUGCUUUGCUGGCCACUAUUCAGUUCUGGGAUUCGAGGAGCAGUCCUGGCAUCUCUUGCUCCUGGAGUCAACAUAAUACGCAUGCUUCUUUUGGGAUUCGGAAUAUGGGAAGAUGAGGACACUGUCAAGUCAAUGUGCAGAUUUGGAGACUACAGGGAACUUCUCAAGGGACCAUUAUACUAUGCCUCCACACUUACUUUCUUCAGUGUAUUCUAUUGGAGAACUUCCCCAAUUGCAAUUGCAGCAAUCUGUAACCUGUGCGCUGGAGAUGGUUUCGCCGAUAUUAUUGGAAGGCGGUUCGGCAGUCAGAAAAUUCCAUACAACAGAAGCAAGUCAUUUGCUGGUAGUAUUGCAAUGGCAACUGCUGGUUUUGUGUCAUCAAUUGGGUACAUGCACUAUUUUUCCAUGUUUGGGUACAUCCAAGAAAGUUGGGAAAUGGCUCUGGGUUUCUUGGUUGUAUCUCUUGCCUCGGCACUCGUAGAAUCACUCCCCAUAAGCAGCAAUCUCGAUGACAACCUCACAGUUCCACUUACUUCUGUGUUGGUGGGCAGUCUUGUUCUAUAAAGUCAUGAAUCUGCAUCCAUUGUGAUCUGUCCACAAACAAUAAGCAAAAUCUAUUUACAAAAGUAAUCUUGAUUGGUAAUUUGCUAUUUGGUUUCUUUAAGUCAUGGAUUGAGUAUUGGCACCCCACUUCAACCAAAUCAUGUAUCACUUUUGAGAGAUUACGCUUCCUCUGUGUAUUUUAGAAUUGUGUUUUCCGUGGUUUCUUUUGUAAAUUACCAAAUCCUUGAUUUCAAGGUUGGGCUGUUGUUUUGAAGAUUCUUGUCUUGUCUUCUAAUCACACCAAUUACAUUUUAAAACAAAGUUAUUAUUAUUAUUUUCAUU